AUGAAAUUUAUUUCUUUUUUUAUUACUUUAAUUUUAAUUUCAAUUUUAAAUAAUUUUGUUUUAUCAUCAGGUACAACAGUUAGUGAUGUUACAUUAAUAGUAAAUUUAAAUAAUAAUAAUAGUUAUCCAGUUAAUGGGUCAUGUGGUAGUAGUACUCAAUUAACAUGUAAUAAUAUAAAUGAUGCAAUUAAUUAUUUUAAUACUAUUGCAGUAAAUGUUAAUAGAAGUUCAUCACAAAUCAUUUAUCAACAAUUGAAUCUUUUAUUAGAUGAUGGUAAUUAUUCAACAACAGCAACAACAACAACAAUUAAUUUAUAUCAAUUUAAUAUAACAAUUUCACCAUUAAAUCCAAGUUCAAAUAAAGUUAUAAUUAAUGGUUUAAAUUCAAAUUCAUCAAUGUUUUCUGUAACUCCAUUUAAUGGUAUUGUAGAUAGUAAGGGGCAAAAUUCAUAUAUUUUAAUCACUGGAAUUCAAUUUUUAAAUUUUAAACAAUCAAUUAUUCAAGUUUCAACCAAUUAUUCAUUCACUGAUAUUAGAUUUGAAUCAUGUAUAAUUGAUCAAUACAAUUCAAAUAAUUCAAUGAUUGAAAUUAAUAAAUUAAUUAGUCAAGAUUUAAUAUUACCAAAUAGUCAUUUAAAAAUUAAUAAUUCUCAAAUUUCAAAUAUUCAAAUUGUUAAUAAUGCAUCAUUAAUUUAUGCAAUUAAUACAAUUAUUGGUAUUUUUCAAACAUCAGUUAUCAACGCAACUAAUGUUCAAAGUAUUAUUGAAAUUUCAUAUGGUCAAAAUUUAGAUGUUGAAUAUUCAGAUUUCUCAAAUGUGAAUAGUGUUUAUGGUAUUUUCAAUGUUUUAAAUACUCAAGUCUCAAUUGGUGAUGGUAAUUUCAAUAAUAACAUAGCAACAAAUGGUGCAUCAGUUUUAACAUUUACAUCAAAUGUCACUAGUGUAUACAAUGCUGGUGUUGCUCGUUGCAAUUUCAAUGAGAAUAGUGGUACUGAUGGUGGGGUUUUCCAAGGUGUAAAUACAGAUUCAAGUUUGGAAGAUUACAGCUCAAGUAUCACCAGUUGUACUUUUUCAGGUAGUAGUGCAAAUAAUGGUGGUGCAAUCUUUGUAGAUAAUAUACCUCUUUCAAUUGUUAAUUGUCAAUUUAGUGAUGUCACUGCAAAUGUUGCUGGUGCAUUUGUUUAUAAUAGUAAUAAUCAUUUUGCAAUGACAAAUGUUACAUAUACUGAAAAAUCAUUAAAUACUACAAAAACAAAAACAGCAACAACAUCUGGAAUUGAAGAAUAUGCUAUUUAUAUUUCAAGUUCAAGUGGUUCAAUACAAAAUGCUACAUUUGAUGAUAAUAGUUAUUCAAUUUUUUGUAAUACUUCAACUGUUAAAAUUGAUGCAACCUCUAAGGUAUCAACAUUUACUUGUGCUCAGUGUAAUAUGGUUUUAGGUCAAAAUCAAAUUUGUAGUGUUGGUGGAAGUUCAGUUUCAAGCUCAACUUCUGCUUCUGGUUCAAGUUUGUCUGUAAGUAGUAGUGGUGCUCAAUCAUUAACUGUCACUUCAACAAGUUCAACUCCUCAAACUUCUGGUACAGGUUCAAGUUCAAGUACAAGUUCAAGUACAGGUUCAAGUACAAGUUCAAAUUCUCAUACUAUUAUUACUACCACAACAACUGGUGUAUCUAAUCAAUUAUCACCAUCAUUUUCAAUUUUAAUUUUCAUUAUUUUAUUAUCAUUACUUUUAAUUCAAUCAUUUUAA
Molecule: messenger RNA, 1746 nt
Organism: Dictyostelium discoideum AX4
Lineage: Eukaryota; Evosea; Eumycetozoa; Dictyosteliales; Dictyosteliaceae
Exons: 1
Coding region: 1-1746 (581 amino acids)
Source: RefSeq, a predicted model, not a curated record